AUGGACAUGGAUUCAAAGCUGUUGGUGGAUAGUACUGAAAGUGAAGAAGAGGAAAUUGUCCAUAAAGCUUUUGAUAGAACUUUUCAAGAUCCAAGUGACCUUUCAAAAAGGUUUAUGAACUUUAUUGAGAAUUGUUUGUGUGAAUAUGAAAUGUCAAAAGAAUAUUAUCCACCAUACACAACCUUAGUUCAAUCCCAGUGGCACAGGAAAAUCAAAAUUAUUGAAGAAUUUUGCAGAAAACCAAAUGACAUCACCUAUCUUGCAUACAUAUGUGCAUGUUUUCAAAAAUUGAAGGAAUUCAAGGGGAGUUGCAAAGAAUGGAUUGAUGAGCAUACUGGCAAAAAUUCACAGGUGAAUUUCUGGAAGGAUAUUGAAUGCAGGAUGACUGAUAUCACAUGUGAGCCUAUGAAAAGCACUACAGAUGGUAAGAUGACUGAAGGUAUCAAUAAAUAUUUAGAUGAAGAAAGAAUGAUAACACAAGAAAUACUUACCACAUCAAAGACAGGCAUGAUAUCAGGUUCAUUUAAUGAAGAAGAAGGUAUAUCAUUGGUGUUAUUUGAUGAUGAUGAUGAAAUAAUUCUUGAUGCUUGUGAUGGAAAAAUUGAUAUAUUUAUGUAA
Entrophospora sp. SA101 is the source of this 618-nucleotide messenger RNA. The record is from the annotation of a GenBank genome assembly. NCBI's taxonomy places the organism in Eukaryota, Fungi, Glomeromycota, Glomeromycetes, Entrophosporales, Entrophosporaceae.